Messenger RNA from Penicillium cosmopolitanum, 825 nucleotides. Its product is annotated as YdcF family protein. Lineage: Eukaryota; Fungi; Ascomycota; Eurotiomycetes; Eurotiales; Aspergillaceae. The transcript has a single exon. The record is from RefSeq and is a predicted model, not a curated record. Gene Ontology annotation, cellular component: plasma membrane. Bases 1 to 825 code for a protein of 274 amino acids.
AUGGCUCGGGUAGAUGAUAUCACAGCCGCCGAUAUCAACCUUCUGGCUGAAUUUAUGAGUGAUGCCCAACUGCAAGACCUAUCACCUGCAUCUACCAAGCCGGUCGACUGUAUCGUUAUUUGCGCCUCUGCUGUUCUCGAUCAAGCCACCACCCUUUUCGCCGCACUUACGCGGCGACCAUCACUCGCGAAGUACCUCGUCUUAUGCGGGGGCAUUGGUCACUCGACACAAUUGCUGUACGAGGCAGUUCGAUGCCAUGAAAGGUACUCCAAAAUCUACAAUGAAAUAGAGGGACUACCAGAGGCGAGGGUUCUCGAGCGAAUCUUGGAUAAGUUCUUCGAUCGCGCUGCGAUUACAGCCCAAGGAUGCCAGAUUCUCAUUGAGGAUCGGUCCACAAAUUGUGGCCAAAACGCCUCUUUUACCCGGCAAGUACUCGACGAUUCAGCAGUUUAUGACAUGAAAACUUGCAUCAUUGUUCAAGAUCCUACUAUGAUGUUGAGAACGAAGGCUACCUUUGAGAAAACCUACGAGGGUGGGCCGUGCAACGUGUUGUUUACCAGCUGCCCCGUAAUCGUGCCGCGGGUUCAGGUGAAUUCGAAUGGAUGUCUGGUAUACAGUUCAACCGUUGACUGUCCUUCUCGUCUUUGGAAACACCAACGAUUCCUUGAGCUUAUUCUGGGGGAAAUUCCUCGACUUAGGGAUGAUGAACAGGGAUAUGGCCCGAAGGGAAGAGGGUUUAUCGCGCAUGUUGAUAUACCUGCGGCGGUUGAAGAGGCAUGGCUUCGCCUCGUGAGUACUGUGGGUGAUUCAAGACAGAUAAAAUAA